AUGUCGGCCCCCGCGCCCCUCCUUCGCCCGCCCAUCCCCGGCGCACGCCCCGGAAGAAGAGGCCCGCCAUCUCUCGGUCUCUCCAUACCACCCUCGCCAAACCAACGUCCCGUCACAAACGAUGCAAACGGAAACAUCACACAGUCGCGCCCUCAGCCACCCAAGCUCAACAUCAUGACUCCCAUGGGCUCCAACAAUGCGCCGCACGAGGGCAGGCAGGGACCCCGCGGCCUACCACCACUACAAAUCGGCCCAGGCCUCUCCGCCUCGGGCUCGGGCUCGAGCGAUGCCAGCGCCCAUUCGAGGUCUGGCAGCUUCGGUGAAAUGCCAAUCACCAGCUCGGCUUCUUCAUACCAUGCAUUGGGCUUUCCAGGCCUGCAGAAAGACCCUAUUUCUGCCAUAUCACAAGGAAACAGCGAGGGUGCACAAUCCAUGGAGCGUGUCGGUAGCAGUCAGCCAUUGCCAGAUCUGGACGCCAUGGCUGCGGAGAAGGGGCGGCCAUUGGAGGUUGACGAUCUCGAUGAUGCGGCAUGGCGAGCAGCGAGUGCAAGGGGUCUGAUAGAGGAAAAGGGCAGUUUGGGCGAAGGUGCUGGAGGAGCCGUCACCAAGUGCAUACUCAAGGGCGGCAAGACUACAUUUGCUCUAAAGAUCAUCACCACAAACCCCGACCCUGACGUCAAGAAACAAAUCGUACGAGAACUGUCCUUUAAUAAGAACUGUGCUAGUGACCACAUUUGCCGCUACUACGGUGCCUUUAUGGACGACAGCACGGGAACUAUCAGCAUCGCCAUGGAGUUUUGCGAGGGUGGUUCGCUAGACGCGGUAUAUCGCGAAGUCAAAAAGCUUGGAGGCCGAACAGGCGAGAAGGUCCUAGGCAAGGUUGCUGAAGGUGUUCUGAAUGGCCUGACAUAUCUCCACUCUCAUCGCAUCAUCCAUCGAGACAUCAAGCCCAGCAACAUUCUACUAUGUCGGAACGGGCAAGUCAAGCUAUGUGAUUUUGGUGUAUCCGGAGAGUUUGGAACAAAGGGCGAUGCCAACACCUUCAUUGGAACAUCAUACUACAUGGCACCAGAGCGCAUUACCGGACAGAGCUACACCAUUACCAGUGACGUGUGGAGCUUAGGUGUGACUCUUCUUGAGGUCGCCCAACAUCGAUUUCCCUUCCCAGCAGAUGGCACUGAGAUGAACCCUCGUGCUGGCCUCAUCGAUCUGCUCACGUACAUUGUGCGGCAGCCCAUCCCCAAGCUAAAGGACGAGCCUGAAAAUGGCAUCAAGUGGACAGAAAACUUCAAGUACUUCAUCGAGUGCUGUCUUGAGAAAGAUUGCCCUCGAAGAGCCACACCUUGGCGGAUGCUCGAGCAUCCGUGGAUGGCUGAGAUGAAGUCCAAGAAGGUCAACAUGGCGCACUUCCUCAAGCAAGUAUGGGACUGGAAGGAUUAA
Molecule: messenger RNA, 1440 nt
Organism: Bipolaris oryzae ATCC 44560
Lineage: Eukaryota; Fungi; Ascomycota; Dothideomycetes; Pleosporales; Pleosporaceae
Exons: 3
Coding region: 1-1440 (479 amino acids)
Biological process (GO): protein phosphorylation
Molecular function (GO): ATP binding; protein kinase activity
Source: RefSeq, a predicted model, not a curated record